This is a messenger RNA of Manis pentadactyla (Chinese pangolin), 822 nucleotides long. It is a transcript of the gene BSX, whose product is annotated as brain specific homeobox. Gene Ontology annotation, biological process: regulation of DNA-templated transcription. The record is from RefSeq and is a predicted model, not a curated record. Bases 121 to 822 code for a protein of 233 amino acids. Gene Ontology annotation, molecular function: DNA-binding transcription factor activity, RNA polymerase II-specific; DNA binding. NCBI's taxonomy places the organism in Eukaryota, Metazoa, Chordata, Mammalia, Pholidota, Manidae. The transcript has 3 exons.
AAGAGUCGCGGGGAUCCGAGCCUCCGAGGGUGGUUGUCAGCUCCAGACCAAGCUUGCUGAGACACUGCCUGCUUCCUACACCGCGUCCCCGGCCCUCGUCCUGUGGAAGGAGCAGGGCUCAUGAUGAAUCUCAACUUCACCUCUCCUCUGCACCCGGCGUCUUCUCAGAGGCCCACGUCCUUCUUCAUCGAGGACAUCCUGCUGCACAAGCCCAAGCCGCUAAGGGAAGUGGCCCCCGACCACUUCGCCAGCACUCUGGCCUCCCGGGUGCCUCUGCUAGACUAUGGCUACCCCCUCAUGCCCACACCCACCCUCCUGGCACCUCACCCCCAUCAUCCUCUGCAUAAGGGAGACCACCACCACCCUUAUUUCCUCACCACUUCGGGGGUGCCGGUCCCGGCGCUGUUCCCGCACCCCCAGCACACCGAGCUGUCCGGGAAGCACUGCCGCCGCCGCAAAGCUCGCACGGUUUUCUCUGACUCGCAGCUCUCCGGCCUGGAGAAGAGAUUCGAGAUCCAGCGCUACCUGUCCACGCCAGAGCGGGUGGAGCUGGCCACGGCCCUCAGCCUGUCCGAGACGCAGGUGAAAACGUGGUUCCAGAACCGGCGGAUGAAGCAUAAAAAGCAGCUGAGGAAAAGCCAAGACGAGCCUAAGGCGCCGGACGGGCCCGAGAGCGCGGAGGGCAGCCCCCGCGGUGCCGAGGCCGCAGCGGCAGAGACGCGGCUGGGCCUGGCCGCCGGCACUUUCGUGCUGACCGAGCCCGAGGACGAGGUGGACAUCGGGGACGAGGGGGAGCUGGGCUCGGGGCCGCACGUGCUCUGA